Molecule: messenger RNA, 2313 nt
Organism: Hemisphaericaspora subhashii
Lineage: Eukaryota; Fungi; Ascomycota; Pichiomycetes; Serinales; Debaryomycetaceae
Exons: 1
Coding region: 1-2313 (770 amino acids)
Biological process (GO): protein polyubiquitination; protein monoubiquitination
Cellular component (GO): ubiquitin ligase complex
Molecular function (GO): ubiquitin-ubiquitin ligase activity
Source: RefSeq, a predicted model, not a curated record
AUGGAAGAUCGGAAUAAACUAAAUUUAAGAUUGUCAUCACUUUCACUACGGCGCAAUGGCUCAACAUCUUCCAAUAAUAAUGAUCAAGAUCCAAAAGAAUUAAUUAACAUCUUACCAUCGUAUCAGAUGUAUCGAUCAACCAUUAAGAAGAACUUAACUCCAACAACUGAAGACUUACGUACUGCCCCACCGAUGUAUGAAUUGACACCCCUUUCAUCUUGUAAUUCUUCAAUACAUGAAGAUUACUUUGGUUCAAUUGCUGACUCACUUGCUAAUUCCCAUGCUAAUUCGCUUGCCAAUUCACCUGUUUUAGCCCCGCAACAACCAGAUGAUGACAUUGACGCUGAUACAUUAUUGGAAAAUUCACAUAAAUUAAAACGUCUAAGUUCUACUAAUAAGGAAAUAUCACAAUCAUUAAGUAUAAAUGUCUAUCUUACUGAAUGUAUUGGGAAAAUAGGUGAACCUUAUAAGAUCAUCGAUCCUUUAUCAUUAGAACUAAAGCAAGGACAAUAUAUAUAUGGAUUUGUCAAGAUCACUAAUAAAACAACCAAAGACAUACCGUUUGAUCUGUUUUCUGUUCAAUUAGAAGGAACUUCAGUAUUUGGAAAACAUCAAAAGACUUUAACUGAGCCUCCCUAUCAUAUUGAUCGAUUCUUGACUAUGUUUGAUUUUCAUGCCAGUUGGAAUGAUGCCUUUUUGGACAGAUUGGUUACUGAUCAUAAUGACCCAUUCGGCUAUACAGUACUUAAAGAUCCCAUUGAUAAUACUGAAGUGCAAUUGAAUGUUCACAAAGUGUUUAAACCAAAUACUUCAUAUAAGAAAUUUUUUACUUUUAAAAUGCCAGAGAAGUUAUUGGAUAGUGCAUGUAAUCAUAGUUUGAUUCAACAUUUACAAUUGCCACCAACUCUAGGAGUAAGUAAACAUGAAGUCAUAACGUCAUUACGACAAAAGUGGAAAAGCAGACCAGCUCCUGAUUCAAAACAACAUCAACAUCAAGAACAUGAUGAAGGUCAUAAGUAUAAGUAUGCUUCUUUGACUCAAGAUUUUGCUAUUGCUGAUACUUCGAUAAGUUAUUGCGUAAGUGCCAGGAUUAUAGGAAGAGCUUCGGGAUAUAGCGAUCUAGUUGGUAGUACUAAUGCAUUAACUAAACAAAAUCCAGAUGAGUUUGUGGUUGCAAAUGAAGAUUAUACUUAUUUGAGAGUUAUACCUGUUACAAAACCCUUAUUUGAAUUAAAUCGAUCAAUGAUCCAUCAAGAGGCUAGAUUGUUAUAUACGAAUAUGUUACUUAAGAUUCAAGAGGCCAUUGAAUUAGGGAAAGAUAUUUUGCAAACCACUCCCCAGGAAGAACGAACGAAUUCUCCAUCACCACCUCCACCACAAUUACCUGACCUUCAACCUACUUCUAGUAACGUUGAAAUGGCAAAAAUGCAACAAUCAUAUUAUUCAAAAGUAAAUCAACGUGAAGAUCAAACUGGUUCUGCACUGAAGCGACCCCUGGAUUUAUAUGAAGUAUUUGCUCCAUUUAAGAAAAAAUCAGUAUUUGGGAAAACUUCCAAAUUAAUUGGAUUAAUUGCAAUUUCCACUCCGAGAAAGGAAUAUAAAAUAGACUAUAUCCCGCAUAUAAAGAAAUCUAACAAACCCAUAAACACCAAGAUUUCAAUUCCUAUAGAUAUAUCAUUCAUAUUUGCCGAAAGUCAAACCAGUAGUGCAUCAGCUUCAACUACAUUACCCGAUUUCAAAUCCGUUUCGGCCGAAGUCGUAGGCAUAACUAUUAAAUCCAAACGAAUUCCUAUCCCUUUGGUAAUCCAUUCAGAAAUGCUUUUUGAGAAUAAAAACACCAAUGGAGACAAUUUCGAUGUUUUGAUUAUACGAAAAUUUCAAAAAUUAUCCCUUGAAUUAGCAAAACUUCUUCGUGACCUUGGACAACUGAGACUAGGGGUAGAUAAACAAUUAAUCCGGGAUAUGAAAUGCUUAUCAAACCUUUCAUCAAAAUAUACAAAUUUAAAAUGUAAACAAAUCUCAAUUGAUGAUGGUAAUGGUACAGAUACUCAUAAGAAUCUUGCAUCUAUUGGCUGGAUUAAAGAAAAAGUUUCCCACGAUCAAAUAAAGUUUAGUAAGAAGAUCAAUGUGGAUCUUGAUUUAUCUGAUUUGAGUAUUAAGCCAGCUCCAAAUACAACUUUGGGUGAAUUUUGUUUGAUUCCAGAUUUUCAAACUUGUUUAAUGGCAAGAGUGUACUAUCUUAAUCUUGAUUUUAAAUUGAAUAAUAUGGAGAAGAUAGCACUCAAAGUUCCUUUGAUUAUUCAAAGGUCGUAA